Cloeon dipterum is the source of this 2018-nucleotide messenger RNA. Its product is annotated as zinc finger protein ZFP2-like. Gene Ontology annotation, cellular component: nucleus. The coding region runs from base 83 to 1963 and encodes 626 amino acids. The transcript is spliced from 5 exons. Gene Ontology annotation, molecular function: RNA polymerase II transcription regulatory region sequence-specific DNA binding; DNA-binding transcription factor activity, RNA polymerase II-specific. Lineage: Eukaryota; Metazoa; Arthropoda; Insecta; Ephemeroptera; Baetidae. The record is from RefSeq and is a predicted model, not a curated record. Gene Ontology annotation, biological process: regulation of transcription by RNA polymerase II.
UGAAGAAAAACAAGCCCUUGAGUACAUAGACGAGUAUGGAGUCCAUCUCGAUGAAAGCUAAAAGAUCACGAUUCAGGUGAAAAUGCGCAAAAAAGUCGGGGAAGUGACGGGGCCUGCCUGCUCGAGUGGCUUCGCUCCACUUUACACCCCCCAGAAGCCACCCCCAGUGACUCGGAAGACAAGGGAGCACUCAAUAACCUGUCUGAAAUGCAAGCGGACGUUCGCUUUGCUGCGGCACUACAGGAAGCACAUGCAAGGCCACGAGAAGAACGACUGCAAGCUGUGCGACGAGCUGUUCACCUCCCAGAAGAAGCUCAAGGUGCAUAUGAGGGAAAAGCACAACCAGCGCCUGCUCGACUACUCGCACAAGUGCAAGUUCUGCGACAAGACCUUUACUCGUAGACAGAGCUUGUACAAGCACCUCCAGCUACAUGCCAAAGAGAAGCAGGUCUGCAACUUCUGCGGCGAGUUCUGCAACUCCAAAGAGGACCUUGAGUCGCACGUAGAGCAAGCGCAUGAGGAGAGCCAGAUGAUGUGUUGCGCACUGUGCCACCAAACCUUCUCCAGAAAACAGCAGUAUAAUGCACACCUACAGAGUCAUGAAAAGUACCAGUGCCUAACGUGCAAGCAGGGGUUCUCCGCCUGGAAAGUUUUACUCGAGCACCAGCAAAAUGGCCAUCAAGUCUGCACAGAAAAGCCUAAGCAUAAAUGUGAUACCUGCAAUAAAAAGUUCAUCAGAGUUUCUGCCUUAGAACAGCACCGUAGAAAGCAUUUAGUGGAAAAGAAGCAGAAAUGCAAGCCUUGCAACGCUUCAUUUUCGACAGGAAGUGCUUACGAAAACCACCUACAGUCGAAAAACCACAAAUUGAUGCUAGCUUCUGAAAACGACCCUGCGCAACUCGAAUUUCAAUGUGAUAAUUGCAAAAAAUACUUUGUCAGUAAAAAAGCAGCCUCCUCGCACUUCGACAGGACGCACCACAACAGAGACUACGAAUGUAAUAUUUGCCAGUACAGGACAAGGUUCAAAACCAAUCUGGCGCGGCACGUCAAACUCCACUUCAAUGAUAGAUCUUUCGUAUGCGAACUGUGCGGCUCGGCAUUCUACAAUCUAUCCGCCCUCAAGGACCACCACACCUUCCUCCACUCUGAAAACAGAGACCACGUUUGCAGCCAGUGUUCGAAAUCGUUCAAGCGCCCCUCAGAGCUGACGCGCCACAUGAAGAGCCACUCGGAUAACCGACCCUACACCUGCAAUUCUUGCGAAAAUAAGUCGUUCAAGCGCAGCUCGCACCUCAAACGCCACAGGGAAAAGUGUCACAAUGACCAGACUGCGGGGCGCAUUGUGGACCGAUACAUCAAAGAUGAGAGUGGGCAGUUGGUGCUGAAGCCUGUAGAGCGUAAAAAGGCGAAAAAGAAGCCAAAGCAGAAAGCGCCCCAGGAGCAGGAGGAAGCAGAACAUGCAAAAAUCGAGGACGACCACUUGACUCUUGCGCCAAUGUUGGCCGAUGCCAACAACCACUAUUAUAUGAGUGUGUCCACCGAUAGUGGGCAAGACCUGGUUUACAUCUCCCAUCAGCAGCUGAGCCUGCAAGAGAACGACCAGCCGAUCGACCUGGAAAUGCCAAAGAAUUACACGUGCACAAGCGGCGACGCCUCCUUGGAUUUGGCCAAGCCUCGACACCACUUCCAGGUGUCGGAAAUCAGCAGUUUGUUGGAUUCGGAUGUUCGACUUCACGAGUCUGUCGUGGAGGAGUUUGUGCAGCGGCAACAGUCGAGGGAGUCGCCUGUGUACCUGGCCGACCUGAGCAGGUACGCCGACCCGCAAAUGCUGCUGCUGCCCGACUUUGGCAGGCACCAGAUAAAUGACAUGCUGCUCACCCGAGAUGAUCAAAACCUCUCAAUGCCUGCCGACCUGACUGCGGAAGACCUGAGACACCUGCAGCAGAACCACUUUGCUCUAUAAGCUCAAUCUCGCAUUGCUAUCGUUUGUAAAAUAAAACUACUGGAUAGUUUAAAAA